Messenger RNA from Piliocolobus tephrosceles (Ugandan red Colobus), 870 nucleotides. Its product is annotated as glutathione S-transferase Mu 2. Bases 139 to 822 code for a protein of 227 amino acids. The transcript has 7 exons. Gene Ontology annotation, molecular function: glutathione transferase activity. Lineage: Eukaryota; Metazoa; Chordata; Mammalia; Primates; Cercopithecidae. Gene Ontology annotation, biological process: glutathione metabolic process. The record is from RefSeq and is a predicted model, not a curated record.
AUUGGCGCGUUUCGGGGGCAGGGCGGGCCGAGGGGCGGGGUCGCAGCAAGGCUCCCCCUUUACCCACUCUGGGCCUCUCACAAAGUCUGAGCCGCGCCCCGCCGAAGCCUGUCUGCAGAAUCCGUAGCAGCCAGCACCAUGCCCAUGACACUGGGGUACUGGAACAUCCGCGGGAGAAGUCACCAAGUCAGGGACCCUCAAUCUCUGACCCGAGCUGCGGGCCAUCUCUCCCAGCUGGCCCACUCCAUCCGCCUGCUCCUGGAAUACACAGGCUCAAGUUACGAGGAAAAGAAGUACACAAUGGGGGAUGCUCCUGACUAUGACAGAAGCCAGUGGCUGAAUGAAAAAUUCAAGCUGGGCCUGGACUUUCCCAAUCUGCCCUACUUGAUUGAUGGGACUCACAAGAUCACCCAGAGCAACGCCAUCAUGCGCUACAUUGCCCGCAAGCACAACCUGUGUGGGGAGACCGAAAAGGAGAAGAUUUGGGAAGACAUUUUGGAGAACCAGCUUAUGGACAACCGCAUGCAGCUGGCCAGACUCUGCUAUGACCCAGAUUUUGAGAAACUGAAGCCAGAAUACCUGGAGGGACUCCCUGAAAUGCUGAAGCUCUAUUCACAGUUUCUGGGGAAGCAGCCAUGGUUUCUUGGGGACAAGAUCACCUUUGUGGAUUUCAUCGCUUAUGAUGUCCUUGAGAGAAACCAAGUAUUUGAGCCCAGCUGCCUGGACGCCUUCCCAAACCUGAAGGACUUCAUCUCCCGAUUUGAGGUGAUGCCCCCAUCCUCCUUUCUCUUUAUGUCCCUUAUUCCUUUCCCUCCUUUGUGAUGCUUUCCCAGUCCUGAAGCUACACAAAGAAUAACUCGCAUUUAUGGC